CACAAACCAGUAUUCAGCAGCUCUAUUUUUAAGUUCAAAAGUUCAAAACCAGUGCAAUGGCAACCGCUUCAUCAGCACAAGGGAUGUGGUCCUUGCUCAAGGAUAUCGAUCACACAAAGACGACCUGGGCAAUCAAGGUUCGGGUAGUUAGGGCAUACGAAGUUCCUCCACACUCUAAGGGCGGGGAGACUCUUGAAAUGGUUUUGCAUGACGCAGAGGGAGAUCGGAUUCACGCCAUUAUCAAGAGGCCGCAGAUAGCAAUGUAUAAGCCUAAUAUUACAGAGAACAAAAUUUAUGCCAUAAGAAACUUUUUGGUGCUUGACAAUUACCAAACAGUGAAGACUACAAGUCAUCCCUACAUAAUUCAGUUCAU
Molecule: messenger RNA, 373 nt
Organism: Cuscuta europaea
Lineage: Eukaryota; Viridiplantae; Streptophyta; Magnoliopsida; Solanales; Convolvulaceae
Source: the annotation of a GenBank genome assembly